AUGGCCCCCAUGUACGAAGGUAUGGCCUCGCAUGUGCAAGUUUUCUCUCCUCACACCCUUCAGUCAAGUGCCUUCUGUAGCGUGAAGAAACUGAAAGUGGAGCCGAGCUCUAACUGGGAUAUGACUGGGUACGGCACACACAGCAAAGUCUACAGCCAGAGCAAGAACGUGCAGUCCUCCCAAGCCGCCGCCGCCGCCGCCGUCAACGACUCCCUGCAGAUCCCCAACCCGAGCAUCCCGUACGAGCAGACCAUCAUCUUCCCAGCCAGCACGGGGCACAUCGUGGUGACAUCCGCCAACAGCACCUCUGGUGUGGUUGCAGUGUCUGGACAAACACUGGGCGGGCCACACAACCUGAUGCGUCGCAGCACUGUGAGCCUUCUGGACACCUACCAAAAAUGUGGACUUAAGCGGAAGAGUGAGGAGAUCGAGAACACGAGCAGCGUGCAGAUCAUCGAAGAGCACCCACCAAUGAUUCAGAACAAUGCCAGUGGGGCCACCGUAGCCACUGCCACCACCUCCACGGCCACGUCCAAAAACAGUGGCUCCAACAGCGAAGGGGAUUACCAGCUGGUGCAACAUGAGGUGCUCUGUUCCAUGACCAACACGUACGAAGUGCUAGAGUUUCUUGGCCGGGGAACCUUUGGACAAGUCGUCAAAUGCUGGAAACGUGGCACUAAUGAAAUUGUGGCCAUCAAGAUCCUGAAGAACCAUCCUUCCUAUGCCCGGCAAGGCCAGAUCGAAGUAAGCAUCCUGGCUCGGCUCAGCACGGAGAGCGCAGAUGACUACAACUUUGUCCGCGCGUACGAGUGCUUCCAGCACAAGAAUCACACGUGCUUGGUCUUUGAGAUGUUGGAGCAGAACCUCUAUGAUUUCCUAAAACAAAACAAAUUCAGUCCCUUGCCCCUUAAGUACAUUCGACCAAUUCUCCAGCAGGUAGCAACCGCCCUCAUGAAGCUCAAAAGCCUAGGACUGAUUCAUGCUGAUCUCAAGCCAGAGAACAUCAUGUUGGUAGACCCAUCUCGACAGCCAUAUAGGGUCAAGGUCAUAGACUUUGGUUCAGCUAGCCACGUCUCUAAAGCUGUGUGUUCUACCUACCUUCAAUCCAGAUAUUACAGAGCCCCUGAAAUCAUCCUCGGUUUACCCUUCUGUGAAGCAAUCGAUAUGUGGUCGUUGGGAUGCGUCAUUGCAGAACUCUUCUUGGGCUGGCCUUUAUACCCAGGAGCUUCAGAGUAUGAUCAGAUCCGCUAUAUUUCCCAGACGCAGGGCUUACCAGCAGAGUAUUUGUUGAGUGCAGGGACGAAGACUACAAGGUUUUUCAACAGGGAUACAGACUCACCAUAUCCCUUGUGGAGGCUGAAGACGCCAGAUGACCAUGAGGCAGAGACGGGGAUCAAGUCGAAGGAAGCGAGGAAGUAUAUUUUCAACUGUUUGGAUGAUAUGGCACAGGUGAAUAUGACAACGGAUUUGGAAGGAAGCGAUAUGUUGGUGGAAAAGGCAGACCGGCGGGAGUUCAUAGAUCUGUUAAAGAAGAUGUUGACAAUAGAUGCCGAUAAGAGAAUAACGCCCAUCGAAACUCUGAACCAUCCUUUUGUCACCAUGACACACUUGCUUGAUUUCCCUCACAGCACACAUGUCAAGUCCUGCUUCCAGAACAUGGAGAUUUGCAAGCGGCGGGUGAAUAUGUAUGACACCGUGAACCAGAGCAAGACGCCAUUCAUCACCCACGUAGCCCCGAGCACAUCCACCAACUUGACCAUGACCUUCAACAACCAGCUGAACACGGUCCACAACCAGACCACCAACCUGGCUCCCACCUCCUCCAGUGCCACUAUUUCCUUAGCCAACCCCGAAGUCUCCAUACUAAAUUACCAAUCUGCACUCUACCAGCCCUCAGCGGCGUCCAUGGCUGCGGUGGCCCAGCGGAGCAUGCCCUUGCAGACGGGAACUGCGCAGAUCUGUGCCCGGCCCGACCCCUUCCAGCAAGCUCUCAUCGUCUGCCCACCAGGCUUCCAAGGGUUACAAGCCUCCCCUUCGAAGCACGCUGGGUACUCGGUUCGGAUGGAGAACGCCGUUCCCAUCGUCACUCAGGCUCCUGGGGCCCAGCCUCUCCAGAUCCAGCCAGGACUCCUCGCACAGCAAGCCUGGCCCAGCGGCACGCAGCAGAUCCUGCUCCCUCCCGCCUGGCAGCAGCUCACUGGAGUCGCCACCCACACGUCUGUCCAGCACGCGACCGUCAUCCCCGAGUCCAUGGCCGGGACCCAGCCCCUGGCAGACUGGAGAAACACGCACCGUCACGGCAGCCCCUACAUCAUGCAGCAGCCCGCGCUGUUAGCUAGCCAUGUGACUCUCCCCGCAGCCCAGCCCGUGAACGUGGGUGUCGCGCACGUCAUGCGCCAGCCGCCCGCCACCGCCACCUCCGCCAGGAAGAGUAAGCAGCACCAGUCGGCGCCCCGAAACGCGUCCACCUACGAAGUGUCGUCCUCGCAGUCGCUCAGCUCCCCUCAGCGCUCGAAGCGGGUCAAGGAGAACACGCCGCCGCGCUGCGCCAUGCUGCACACCAGCCCCGCGUGCAGCCGCGAGCAGAAGCACGCGCCCACCAGCACCUUGUCCAAGCAAAGGAAGAACGUCAUCAGCUGCGUCACUGUGCAUGAUUCCCCCUACUCCGAUUCCUCCAGCAACAACAGCCCUUACUCAGUGCAGCAUCGCGCAGGGCAGAACAACGGGAACACCUACGACAUCAAAGGGGUUCCAGAGACUCACUGCAGUGGGAACCCCCGAACGAUCAUCGUGCCACCACUGAAAACCCAGGCCAGUGAGGUGUUGGUAGAGUGCGAUAGCCUGGCGCCAGUCACCACCAGUCACCACUCAUCCUCCUACAAGUCCAAGUCCUCCAGCACCGUGACCUCCACCAGCGGUCACUCUUCAGGGAGCUCGUCUGGAGCCGUUGCCUAUAGGCAGCAGCGACCAGGAGCACAUUUCCAGCAGCAGCAGCCUCUUAAUCUAAGCCAGGCCCAGCAGCACAUCGCGACCGAUCGCACAGGGAGUCACCGGAGACAGCAAGCCUACAUCACUCCAACGGCCGCUGCUCACCUGCCCACCCAACCCCACCUCUACACAUACACGGCCCCCGCCGCGCUGGGCUCCACGGGCACCGUUGCUCACCUGGUGGCCUCGCAAGGGUCCGCGCGGCACGCUGUGCAGCACACCACCUACCCCGCCAGCAUCGUCCACCAGGUCCCGGUCAGCAUGGGCCCGCGCGUGUUGCCCUCGCCCACCAUCCACCCGAGUCAAUACCAGGCUCAGUUUGCCCAUCAGACCUAUAUCAGUGCUUCUCCAGCCUCCACAGUCUACACUGGAUACCCACUGAGCCCCACCAAGGUCAACCAGUACCCUUACAUCUAAACACUGGAAUAAGGAGCAAGAGACACACCCGACACGAGGGAGUGAGGCGGCUGCUUUUGUACUGAAGGACGUGACAAACUAACAAUGCAAUGGGAGGCUCGCGCGAAACUUGAACGAAGGAGACUUUAAGGAAGAGACGAGAAAGAGGAGAGAAGGGGGAGAACCAAUUCUACACUUUUUAUUUAAAAAAAAAAAGAAAAUGGAAAAAAAGA
This is a messenger RNA of Tinamus guttatus (white-throated tinamou), 3617 nucleotides long. The record is from RefSeq and is a predicted model, not a curated record. Lineage: Eukaryota; Metazoa; Chordata; Aves; Tinamiformes; Tinamidae.